Molecule: messenger RNA, 4319 nt
Organism: Gryllus bimaculatus (two-spotted cricket)
Lineage: Eukaryota; Metazoa; Arthropoda; Insecta; Orthoptera; Gryllidae
Source: the annotation of a GenBank genome assembly
UUAUUGUGAUUAAGGGAUGCAAAGUUUUAUUUCUAAAUAUAUGACAUGAGCACUAAAAAUAUGUGAAAGAAACAGUGCGCAUUACUAAAAAGGCGCGGAGAAUCCAAAUUUUUCGGUUUAUAAUGAAUAAUAAUGAAUAUAUUGAAUCAAAAUGAACUGUGUUGGUAGGGAGAAAACGUGCACAGAUUACAUUUCUCACAUCGUACAUCACUUGUAGUUUAACAGAUUUUCAUCGUUAAAUAAAUAAAAAUAAAUAAGUAAAAUAAAUGAAUCAAGAGGAAGCGAAGCAAGCGCAAUGGUGACGCCAAGACUUGCUCUUGCGCUGCGAUGGCCUACGCGAGAGUGCGCUCACGCCGUGCGGGGGCGCGUGGUGUGUUGCAGCGCUACGUGGUGAGCAGCGACCGCAAGGUGUACUCGUACGACCGCUUCAUGCCGCUCAUCUUCAUCGGCGGCGUGCCCCGCUCCGGCACCACGCUCAUGCGCGCCAUGCUCGACGCGCACCCGGACGUCAGAUGUGGUCAGGAGACUCGCGUGAUUCCACGAAUACUUCAAAUGAGGUCACAUUGGCUCAAAUCUCAAAAGGAGAGUCUGAGGUUGGAAGAAGCUGGUCUCUCCAAAAAGGUCUUAGACUCAGCGAUUGCAGCUUUCUGUCUGGAGAUCAUCGCACGCCACGGGGACCCCGCACCCCGACUGUGCAACAAAGACCCUCUCACCUUGAAAUCUGCUGCGUACUUGGCAGAAUUGUUUCCACAAGCUAAGUUCAUCUUCAUGCUAAGAGAUGGGCGAGCUACUGUGCAUUCUAUCAUAUCACGAAAGGUUACUAUAACAGGAUUUGACCUAACAAGUUAUCGACAGUGUCUAACAAAAUGGAAUUCAGCUAUUCAAAUAAUGUACAACCAAUGCAGGGAAGUGGGCUCAAGUCGUUGCUUGAUGGUCCAUUAUGAGCAGCUAGUUUUGCAUCCGCGGGAAUGGAUGCACAAAAUUCUUGGUUUUCUUGAAGUGCCAUGGAACGAAACAGUUCUGCAUCACGAGGAACACAUAAAUAAACCAGGAGGCGUCUCUCUCUCCAAGGUUGAACGCUCCUCAGAUCAAGUAAUCAAGCCAGUGUAUUUAGAUGCUCUCACCAAGUGGGUGGGUAACAUCCCAGAAGAUGUAGUGCGGGACAUGGCAGAAAUUGCUCCAAUGUUGUCAGUGUUGGGUUAUGACCCAUAUGCCAAUCCCCCAGCAUAUGGGUCUCCAGACGCUUAUGUGGCGGACAAUACGAAGCGAAUACGUGCCAAUGGUCGUCUGUGGGAAGACAAAGCCAAAGCCUUAUUGGAAGGGCAUCUAGAAGACUCUGCCUCUGAUAUGCCUCCAGCAGCGUGAUCAACCCAUUGGCUCAUUGAUGACACUACUCCUUUGGGUCCAGUGGUAGUGAAUUUGAUAAGAAACAAAAAUUCUCUGUAACAACAUGAUGACAGGGAUGUUACUUACUUUUCCUACCACAACAGAAAGUCUAGUCUAGUUUUUAAGUUUUUUCCCUUUUUUCUAGCAACCUAUCCUUGAAUGCAGAAAUGUUAAAUAAUACUUUGAAACACUGAUACUUUGUUUCUGACUAUUUGGAAAUAAUAUUAAUGAAAUUUCUUGGUAAAAUUCAAAACAUGAAAAAAGACUUUGUUUUCUUAUUAUGUAAUGUUCUUUACUAUUACAGUUACAAGACAAUACAAUUACAAUUAAUAUCAGUUCACUGUUCCUUAUCAUAUAGCUUAAUGCUUUGAUAAAGUGAAAAAUCCUUUUGUAUACAACACUAAAAAGACAAAUGUAGCAUUGUCAGGAACAUUGCGUACUUAAUACUACCUACUGUUUUUGAAAAGGAUGAAGAUGAUACAAGUACAUUCCUCUUGUGAAUGUUUCAAUUUUAUCAUUCUACAAUUCAACUUCUUAUUGACCGAAAUCCCUGCCUUGUACAGUGGCCAGUUUAUAAAAGCAACUCUAAUAUGAAAAACACAUGAAUGUGAAAAUACAAAUCUUUCACUUUCACUGUGGUAUUAAAAUAAUGCACUUCCCCUUUCCAUGCUCAACCCAGCAAUGUUUGCAGUCAGCAAGUGCCAUGUCUGCUGUGAGACUUUCUUUUACAUAUAAUAUACAAGAGUGAAAUAAAUACACACAAGCACACUGAUGCCAGCCAGUGGUAAAACAACAUGCAUGGAAAAAUGUAUUUGACUAUGAUAUGUCUGUGAGCUUUGUGAGAAAUUAUGUAAAAAGCAUAUACAAUGUUUGUAAUGCAUCAUUUUAAAGUAAUGAUGUAUAUAUAUUUUGUUUAAUAGAGAUGUGGCAUACUGAAAUUUGUUUUUCUCAUUACCCUUUAUUACAUUACAAAAUCAACCAAAAAUAAUGUAUCAAAUGCUUAGACACAGGUUUCCUAGAAUUCAUAAAUCAUUAUUACCAUAUUUCUCCAAGGUCAUUAUUGAACAUUAUUUGAAUGCAUAAUAUUUACCACUAAUUUAACUACAACUACAAUGCCAUUGCAAAUUAAAUGAGACAAUUAAACACACAUUUAAAUACAGUUAACCCGUGAUUAUCCAUGGUAAUUGGGACCAAAACUACCUACAUUCAAAAAAAACUUGUAAAGUUCAUUGUUUAUUUGGUAUAGGAUUAUGAAUAAAAAGAAAAGGGUAUAUUAAACAAUUUUGGUGAGGCACAUUUUCACAAAAUUAUUAAUAUUAAAUAAAAAGGAAUUAAUUUAAUCUUUUGAAGAACAAAAUUCUUUUCCAAAGUGUUCAAUACUUUUCUAGAAAGCAACUUCAUUCCCCUCCUGGACACAGCAAUGUUAUGCCUUGCUGUAGAUUUUGUUGUUAGUUGUAAUAGCAACAGCAGACUCCCUUUUCUUCUUAAACAUUGCAUUUCAACAAAUUCCUUUCAUUUGCAAAUUCUUAGAGAAAAAAUGUUUGCUUGAUUCUAAAACCGAAUAUUUCCUUAUAAUAAAUAUUGUAUAUGGAGACUUUGCAAAAGAAACUUGCAGUAUGGAAUGUAUAUUUUAUGUAUUUCUGAUGAAAGUUUUCAAACAAAAAUUUCAAAUUUUUACUACGAAUCUUACAUUAAUGGCAACAGUUUGCUCUGCAGAGUGUAAGACAUUUUAUUUCUAUGUGGAAUUGUAUACAACUUAUUCUAAAGAGCACAGUCAAUUCUGAAUCACAUGGAAUAUUACUUUCACAAGCAAAUAUAUAUUUUUGUGCUAACUGCUAAUCUUGAGACAAAACGUGCUUCAAAACCUGGAUAUAUAGUCUGGUUCAGAUAACUGUAUCCUGUAUGAAAUGACUUUCUAUUAUCAAUACCUACUUCAUUUCAAAGUGCUGAAAAUACAUUAUUUGAAGGGAAAUACAAAAUACAUAAAGUUGAUGUGUGUGUGUUCGCUGAAUAUCAUUGCUGUUACCUUCAAAGCACAAUACAGUUUUGUAAUUCUGCACAAAUUAUUCCAAACAUAUAUCACACAUUGAUUGCAUAUUAAUAGCAAAAAGAGUAUUACCAUAACUUUUUUUUUUCUUCUUCUUUUUCCAAAGUAAGAAAAUUUUUUUUUUUAAAUUAAUGAUACAUUGUUAUUGUCAUUUGCCUCUCGAAAUCUUUCUGUACCUGCCCUUACUUAGAACAAUAUGAAUGGGGUCGCCACUUCCAUAUCAGUCAAAUAUUAUUAUAAUACAAUGUAAUAAAAAUAUAAUACGGAUGUUGGUGUAUCAGAGAUCAAUUAACUCUGACCAAUCUUCAUUAAAGUUGGCAUGUGAAACUGUUUUUCUUUGAGAAGGUUUUUUUGCUGUUCACUUUGUUGUAACUCUUCACUAGAUGGCCCAUCAGUUAAAUGUAAUCCUAUUCCCCCUGGGCUUCAUUGAGCGUGAUUGAGUAGAUCAGAAUGAGCGUGUAGUGUAGGACAUGACGAAACUCAUACUGAACGGAGAGGGGGUGAUUAUGGUACAAGAACACCAUGUCAUAGCAGCACUGAAAGAUCAGGUUAAUUCUGCUACUAUUAACUAUUCGUCUCUCAUUAUUUGUAAAAUCAAAAUGUUUACACAUUAUAUGUGACACUGAUAUUACUACACAUUUUUUAUACUUGCAAUUAUUAAAUGAAUUGUAAUGUUUUCUUCAAGUGCACUUGUGAUCGUUCCUUGUCAGGUAUUUCCACUAUCCUUGCUGAAUUAUUUCUCAUGUUGGUAAAUUUGCAAUUUUCUCCUUCUUAACAUUACCCUCACUUUGAAGAAUGUGAUUGAACAUGAAUAUUUAUGAAUUGAACAAUAGUUAUUUAUGCACCAACGGAAAUUAUAAGGAUUCCAAUAAUUAAGCAGUGCCAU